This is a messenger RNA of Scheffersomyces coipomensis, 1932 nucleotides long. It is a transcript of the gene UGA32, whose product is annotated as Uga32p. Bases 1 to 1932 code for a protein of 643 amino acids. NCBI's taxonomy places the organism in Eukaryota, Fungi, Ascomycota, Pichiomycetes, Serinales, Debaryomycetaceae. Gene Ontology annotation, biological process: positive regulation of transcription by RNA polymerase II. The record is from RefSeq and is a predicted model, not a curated record. Gene Ontology annotation, cellular component: nucleus. The transcript has a single exon. Gene Ontology annotation, molecular function: transcription cis-regulatory region binding; DNA-binding transcription factor activity, RNA polymerase II-specific; zinc ion binding.
AUGUAUCUCGUGCUUGAUUCCACUCUAGAGACGAUUGAAUUUACGGCUGAUUCUACUGUCAAUGGUCCACCAAAUCAAAAUUUACCCCAGGCGAAGUUAAUUCAAACUGAAAAUAUCGUGGUAGGUGCUUCCAAAAGAUCACGAAAUGGAUGUUUGGCAUGUAGACAAAGAAAGAAGAAAUGUGAUGAAUCUUAUCCAACAUGUGGAUCAUGUAACCAUCGGAAUGUCGAAUGUAUUUGGAGAAAUAAUUCAAAAUUUAAAGUACAAAAGUUAUAUUCAUCACCUAAGGAUUCAAUUAUAAUUGAAAAAUUCACUAAAUUCAAAAAUAAUAUUAUUAAUACUACCAAUGUAGUAUCAUCAAAGACUUCAUCUGAUAGUAUAACAUCAUCAUCAAAGCCGAGGUCAUUGCCAUCAACUAUGGUGGCAUCUUCUUCAUCCAGUUCAAGUACAUCAUCAUCUUCGCCUGAAGAUGACGACUUUGGAAUAAACUUAAAUAACAUGGAUGAAUCAGUUCAUCAUAAUUAUUUUGAAUUACAAUCCACCACACCACCUUAUGCCAAUGGUAAAAACAAUACCGAACUCUUAAUGCUCGAUAUACUGAAUUAUUAUCCAUCACCGGUAACCAAUCAAAUAUUCAACCCAUUUAAACAUAUGGAUGAAAGAGGUACUUAUUUCAUUGAUGCCUUUGUUAAUAAAGUCGCUACUAAAUUAUGUAUUGGCCCUGCAUCAUGUAAUUACUUCCUCAAGACAUUUUAUCAACUUGCUGAAACUGAAGAAAGUAUUCUGUAUGCGUUAUCAUCAUGGGGUGGAUUAUUUGUGGAGGGAUACACUGAGGGAGUUAGAUCAUAUCUUGGAAAGGCAUUCCAAUUGAUUAAGGAUCGUUAUAAUACAUUUGAAAAUUUACCGAAAGAAGAUAUUUAUAUCUUACUUAAUUUCUUCCUUAUUGGAAUAGGGAUUCAAAUUUGUGCGGGAGAUGUAUCGAAAUGGAAUAUAUUAUUUAAGAAAUGCAUUGAGAUGAUACAACAGAAUGGUGGUAUUACUGAGAUAUUCAAAAUGUUUGAUUAUUCAAAUGAUGUUAAAUGGUUAAUUGCUGAUGUUGAAUUUCAUGAUGUAAUGAGCUCGGGAGCUUUUACUAGUGGGACAUUAUUACCAAUUAAAGAAUAUGAUACUAUUAUUAAUCAACAUAAACUUUUGGAAUUAGGUGGGUAUGGAUUAGAUCCAUUACAAGGAUGUAUACUGUCGAUGUAUUUAUUAUUUGGAGAAAUAGCUACUGUUAAUGCUGAAUUAAAUGAAAAGAGACAAAAGCUUGAUAAAUUGUUAAAACGAGCCGAGAAGAAGUAUGAACAACAAUCUAAAUUAUCAACAGGUCAAACAACUCAAGUGAUUAUUCUUAAAGAAGAUGGAGAAGAAAUUGAUUUACGUAGUACCAGACUUGAUUAUUAUCAAGAAGUAGAAGAUCACUAUAAUCAUUUAAAACAAAAGAUUCUUGAUUGUCAACCAAAUGUGGGACAAAUGCUGCAUAUAAUAGAUGAUAAAACUGAAGUUGAAUUUCAUUUAACUUUAUUUGAAGUAUAUCUGUUUUCAUGUCAAUUAUGUUUAAAUUAUCAAAUCAAAGGUACCCCACCUGCAUCUAGUGAAAUGCAAUCCAUCCUUUUAAAUGCGUUGAAUUCGCUUGAUAUAUUAGUAGAUACGAAAAUGGUUUCAUCAUUAGCUAUGCUGCUUUUAUUAUGUGGUAUUGCAUGUUGUACACCAUUAGAUAGAAUAGAAAUGGAGAAUCGAUUCACUAAGAUAAAACUGCAUUAUGAAGUAGCAAAUGUGACUCGAGUGUUGGAUAUUGUCCAUGAAGUAUGGAAUCGUAAUCAAAAUGGUGAAUUAUGGGUUGAUUGGAUUGAGAUUUGUAGAGAGAAGAAUUGGGAUUUAUGUGUGUGUUAG